Molecule: messenger RNA, 207 nt
Organism: Sparassis crispa
Lineage: Eukaryota; Fungi; Basidiomycota; Agaricomycetes; Polyporales; Sparassidaceae
Exons: 1
Coding region: 1-207 (68 amino acids)
Source: RefSeq, a predicted model, not a curated record
AUGAACGUCGUCGGCGCAGCGGCGCAACCUUUCGCCGACGCUACACGACAUCCCGACAACGUAAACGGACGCUCGGCAGCUGGUGGAUCGCGGAAGCUACCUCUGCUAUGGGCUCCAGAUCUGGGGAAGGUUCGCGCAGAGUCGUCCGGCGUCCACUUGUCAAACUUUGUUCCUGAUGGAAGCGCACCCGGAGGCGCUGGAAUGUAA